This is a messenger RNA of Vicia villosa (hairy vetch), 1068 nucleotides long. Its product is annotated as protein FMP32, mitochondrial. The record is from RefSeq and is a predicted model, not a curated record. NCBI's taxonomy places the organism in Eukaryota, Viridiplantae, Streptophyta, Magnoliopsida, Fabales, Fabaceae. Gene Ontology annotation, cellular component: mitochondrion. The transcript has 7 exons. Bases 104 to 763 code for a protein of 219 amino acids.
CGUUGGGGGCAAGCAAGCGUGAGUAGUUAAGAUAGUUCACACAAUCUUUGUCCCUGAAUUUCUCAAAUUGCAUUACAAAAAGUGAAAAUACAAAUAAAAAAAAAUGGCUUUGUAUAAACGCGCUUUUGGUUUGGGUUUAGGUUUGAAACCUCACUUCACCAAAAUCACUUCUACCAGUAACAGCAGGCAUGUUUCACAGGCAGUUGAUUCCACCGUUAAGCGCGCAUUCCUCGUCGAUACUCUUGCACUGGUACGGAAUUUGGAAUCCAACGGGCUUCCUUCCAAACAAGCAGAAGCGAUUACUUUUGCAAUUACUGAAGUUCUUAAUGAUAGCUUGGAAAAUGUUGCUCAAUCUUUCGUUACAAAAUCUGAUAUGCUCAAGUCAGAAAUGACCCAAGAAACAAAUCUUUCAAAGUUCAAAUCUGAAGUGCAAAGUUCUCAGGAGCACCAUUUUUCUUUGUUGCAACGCGAGACUGAAAAACUUCGUAAUGACAUAGACAAGAUGAGAAGUGAAUUGAGAUAUGAGAUUGACAAAGUAACCGCCGGGCAACGAUUGGACUUGAAUCUUGAAAGAGGACGCAUUCGAGAUGAGCUUGCUAAUCAAAAUGCUGAAACCACCAAUUUGACAAACAAACUUGAUCGAGAAAUCCAUGCAUUGAGAGCCCAAUUAGAAGCCGCAAAAUAUGAUGUGAUCAAAUACUGCAUAGGUACCCUUGUAUCCAUAUCUGCAGUGGGUCUGGCUGUGAUUCGGGUCAUAUUGUAGUCUUCCGUGAAAUCAAAGGUGAAUUGUACUACGGUCUCUAUUUUCAUUUUUUCUUUAGCAUUUCGGAAAUCAAAAGAGUACCAUUGGUUUUCAUUGCUACAAGACCCACGAUUCCAUUUGUAACAUUUUUGGGUAAGCUUCAUAGAAUUACCCUUAACUUCAUGUGUAGUAUCUCCUGUCCUCAUUAAAAUGCUAGAAUUGAUUAGUUUAGUAGUUGCGAUUGAAUUGUACCAAUCAGAAAGUAGAUAGAAUUAUUAUUUGUGGAUUAGAAGAUUAAUGAAAAAUUGAAAUAUCAUUGUUAUCAA